GAUUUUUUUUCGAAGAGACCAUGGAAAAUGAAUUGUUAAGGAUUGAGGUGAAAAAUAACUCAUGGGUGAAUUGUAGUGCAGUGUAACAAGGCGUCCUUCCCGGACAGGCCACUGGACCCCGGAAACGGUACAUAUAUGCAAACUUGAGUUAACCACCGGCAGCGCCAUGCGUGGUGUGCGAGGUAGCUAGAUGCUAGCUGCCGUGAUGGCGUGGUUCAUGCACGGGCGCAGUGGUGGACAAGAUUAGAUGUUCACGGGGCGGACGGCGGAUGCAGCUUGUGUGCUAUAUCUGGGUUUUUUUUUUUUCAGCGCAGCUGCGAGGGGAAAAUAGAAAUAAGGAGGGAGCAUCAUGGAUCAGGAUCAUAGCUAUGCUUUGCGAAGUGCAGGAGGCGGAGAAGAUGACUCAAGAAGAUGAAGUCUCGUCUAAAGUUCAAGAAUGUGAUUAUGUGACUCGAUCUACGUACGCAGCGCAGUCACCUUUGAGCCAUCGUAAAUUCGGAAGCAUGGAUGCCAAGUUAUGCCACCGCAUGUGGGGUGUUCGGUGGAAUGCCCAUGAGGUAAACUGCUUGCUAAUAUAAUUUUGCUGGGUUAGUGUGGUAGCUCGUUUCACCUCGGCGUGUGUGCCGAUCAUCGGGGUCACGGUGUUGGAACUAUUCUUAUGCUGGCCAUCAAGUGCCAAGGGAAACGCUUAGCAAUUGCAAGUUAGCAACAAAUGCUACUAUUAUUGUUCUUCCUGUGGUGAUAGUCAUUAGGCAAUAUCAGUUCUGCGCUUCUAGUUAUACACACGUCGUGUUUCUUAACUGCUGUCUAAUUUUAACAACACUAAAUAGUAUGCCAUCUUCCCUUUUUUUUCCCCUGAGAACAUUCAGGCACCUCAAACCUUGAUUUGUUAUUUUUGGGGCGAAGACACCAUCGCCGUGUUUUCCCCACUUGCCUCUGUUGCGUGGUCAUUAGCCAUUCACCACUUAUGCUUGGUUCCUAAAUCUACUCCCGUUUGCCCUGCAAAAUUUGCUGUUCUUUUCAUCUUUCUGCCUCGCAGACCUGUUGUCAAGAGGUCGUAUUGGAUGGAUGGCGCAAGAAACUUGAAGGUUGUCAAUGCAAUCAUAAAGAACUUGUGAAAAGAUUCGGAUGAGGAAGAAAAGCAGCAAGGCAUAUCAGAGAAAACGCUAGGUAAAGGGGUGAACAAAGAAAACCGUCACAUAAUACAGUUUAAUCAGGAAAAUGGGGCUGUCAAUCUCAUACCCACCAGAUGACUACCUGCCUGAGGAUGACGAUGAUGGUAUGGACAGGCUCUUUGUGCGGUCUCUAAGCUUUGAUAAUCUCAGUACACUUGAGACCCUUGAAUCGCCACCAGCAUUGCUUGACGCACUGACUUCCAAGAGACUCAUUGUAAGAGGCUCUUUAAGCUUUGAAAAAAGGGAGGGUGAUCCAUUUCAAGUUGAAACUACACUGUCGAUGGUGAGUCCUAAACCUGCAAAGAAGAGUUACAACUACAAGCCUAUCAUCCUGCCAAGAUAUAGGUCCACGGAGAACCUACCACCAAAUUCUCCGGUAAUUGGGAUGGUCAGCCCAGUGCACCAGGCUGCAGCAAUAAGAGUGCAGAAGGUGUACAAGAGCUUCAGAACAAGGCGGCAGCUUGCUGAUUGUGCUGUUCUUGUUGAACAACGCUGGUGGAAACUACUUGAUUUUGCAUUGCUCAAGCGCAAUUCAGUGUCAUUUUUUGAUGUACAGAAGCCUGAGUCGGCCCUCUCGAGGUGGUCUCGUGCCAGAAUGAGAGCUGCCAAGGUAGGAAAAGGUCUUUCCAAGGAUGAAAAGGCUCAGAAGCUAGCACUGCAACACUGGCUUGAAGCAAUUGACCCUCGACAUCGGUAUGGCCACAACCUCCACUACUACUACCAAUAUUGGCUACACUGUGAGAGCAAACAGCCUUUCUUUUACUGGUUGGAUAUAGGUGAAGGAAAGGAGGUUAAUAUUGAUGACCACUGUCCAAGAUGGAAGCUGCUGCAGCAAUGCAUCAGGUAUCUUGGCCCGAAAGAAAGGGAGUCCUAUGAGGUCGUGGUUGAGGAUGGAAAGAUGAUGUACAAGCUGAGCAACAAAAUCGUCGACACAUCCGAAGGCCCCAGGGAUGCAAAAUGGAUCUUUGUGCUGAGCACAACGAGAGUUCUAUACAUCGGUACGAAGAGCAAGGGCACAUUUCAGCAUUCCAGCUUCCUCGCCGGUGGAGCCACAUCUGCUGCUGGCAGACUGAUUGUCGAGAAUGGGAUUCUAAGGGCUGUCUGGCCACAUAGUGGGCACUACCGCCCCACGGAGGCCAACUUUCGCGAGUUCAUGAACUACCUGAAGAAUAGGAACGUGGAUCUUACAAAUGUCAAGUUGAGCCCAUCAGAAGGUGAGGAGGACGAGUGGUUCAGGCAAAGGGGUAGCCUUUCCCAGCUGAAGCACACGGAGAGCAGCAAUCCCGCAAGUGAAGAAGACUCCUCCAAAUUUUUCCAAAAAGAAGACUCCUCCAAGCCUCGCCCCCCUGGCGCUGGCGCUGACAAAGACAAGGCCACUGCAAAGGCCACUCCAGGCACGCCAUCAUCCACGAGCCAUGAUAAAACAACAACAACCAGCACGGCGACAUCAGGCACGCCGGCCAUGAAGAGGUCGUCGUCGGGCAGCCGGCUGCAGCGCAAGCGGCCUCCACGUCUGGCAGUGAGCAAGAGCCGGCUGGGCAAGGGCAGCGGGGAGCAGGGCGCGGGCGCCUUCGGGGACUGCCUGGACUUCUGCAAGGAGAACCUGUUCCUGGGCGGCGACGGCGGCGACGGCGAGGAGCUGGUGGUGGUGCCGCAGGAGAAGAUCCUGCACCGCAUCAACUCCAAGAUGAGCCUGCACUCGUACCAGCUCGGGAACCAGCUCUCGUUCCGCUGGACCACCGGCGCCGGGCCCAGGAUCGGGUGCGUCAGGGACUACCCGCCGGAGCUGCAGUUCCGGUCGCUGGAGCAGGUCAGCCUGUCUCCGCGGGGUGGCGCCGGCCCGCCCAGGCUCGGCACGACUCCCCGGCAGAGCCCGUGCGCACCGCUCGUGCCGUCGACGCCCGGAGGCCUCGUGUCGCCGCUGUACGGUCACGGUGGAGCCGGGACACCUGCGCCCUAAGUUGCACGGAUACGGAUACGUGUAUCAGUAUCCGAACGAUACGGAUACGCGGAUACGGCAAUUUCCUAAAAAACCCGAUACGUGGAUACGUUUACUAUUUUAAAAAAUAAAAUAAUAAUAAUAAUAAUAAUGCAGUUCUGAAUUUAAAACUAAUAACAAUAAAAUGUCACAAUAAACUACUUAAAGUACAGGUCUAAAGUCUCAUCAACUCUCAGAUAUAGUAGUCUCAAACUUAGAAAAUAAUAAUAAGGCAUUCAGGCUUGCGAUUCAUGCUGCAGCAGGUUUCUAUUCCUCAUUUGUUUCAUUGUCAUCCACAAUAUCAACCGGUGGCUCAUCCAGACCAAAAGACACUGCUUGCAGUUCAGGUUCAUCAAGGGACAGAUCCUACGCUGGGACUACCACUUGCACUAGCACUGCUCAUAUUUGGAGAUGCCAUCUACUGCAAUCAAGCAACAAGAACUCACUAACUGCACUGCAGAUCUAGAAUGGGGAGAGGAAGACUAGGCUACGAACUGAAGAAGAAGAGAUCGAGAAGAGAACAGAGAAGAGGAUGAACUCACAAGAGUUCCCUGGAUCCACGUCGCAGGGGAGGAAACUUGUUGCCGGCGGCCGGCGAGCGGAGGCGGAGGCUCGUCGCCGGUGGCCGGCGCUGGCGGGCAGCGAGCAAGGGAUGCGUCGUCGCCGUAUGGGGAUGCGGCGCGAGGCACAGCAUGCGGGAGUGCGGGACAGCGCGAGUUCCAGGUUAGGGCGUCGGAGACAGGCAUAUGUGCCAUGUGUUUUUGGGCUGGGCCGUAUCCACAAGGCUGAUACGUAUCAGCCCACGUAUCCAAUUUUUGUAAAAAUAAUAAAAAAAUCAGAUACUUCUAGGAUA
Molecule: messenger RNA, 4006 nt
Organism: Sorghum bicolor (sorghum)
Lineage: Eukaryota; Viridiplantae; Streptophyta; Magnoliopsida; Poales; Poaceae
Product: IQ domain-containing protein IQM1
Exons: 10
Coding region: 1222-3135 (637 amino acids)
Source: RefSeq, a predicted model, not a curated record